Molecule: messenger RNA, 1242 nt
Organism: Bradysia coprophila
Lineage: Eukaryota; Metazoa; Arthropoda; Insecta; Diptera; Sciaridae
Source: RefSeq, a predicted model, not a curated record
UGCACGAAACAGCUGAUCAAAGGUCUAUAUUACUAAGCAGCACUACGCAUUACCCCAUCACUAUCUCAUACCGAAAGUCAAUAGGUACUUGAUUGUUAUUUUCCAUUGUGUGUUUUUUCAUGAACUUAUCAAGAAAUGUCAAAGUUAAUACCUUAAUCAUCGUCAGUAUAAUUGUGGUCAUUACAUCAGCGUAUUUACAUUUACAUCAGCAAGUCAUCGGCAACGAACUACGAACCACACAAAUUCAUCAGACUCUGAUGUUGUUCGGUCUUGGUUCGUGGUUGACAAAGUUUGGAAUAAUGGCACCGCAAACGCCCCAAUUGAAUCAAAUUGGUCCGGGAUUCUGGAAUGUACGUGCAUCUUUUAAACUAUUCAAAUUGAUUGACAUUGGAACACACAUGUCGUUGGUUCAACUGCGCAAUGGAAAUUUUCUGGUUAUCGAUACGGUGGAAAUGAACGACCAACUGAAGAAAGAGUUGGAUGAUUUGACCAAUAAUGGGACGAAAAUUGAGGCUGUUGUCGGCGUUCACCCUUUUCACACAUUGGCCUUUCCUGGCUUUUACAAACUGUACCCGGACGCUAAGUACUACGGCACUCCGAGACAUUUAAGGAAUUUGAAAGAUGUUCAAUGGACGGGUCAACUCGACGACAAUAAGGAAAGUUUGUCCAGAUGGGAACCGGAAGUCGAGCUACGUAUUCCAGCAGGUGCUGAAUACAUCAAUCCUCAACCGGAAAAGAGCAACCAUUUCGUCAGCGUAUUUGUUCAUCAUCGCGAUUCGAAAACUCUGCACGUCGACGAUACGCUCAUGUACGCCGAGAAUCCCGGAAUCAUGUUCCGAUUGUUCGGAUUGAAAGCCGGCUCAACGGUGUUCCAUCCAUCGAUCAAGGAUCAUGGACUGUAUCCGACUGCAGAGGCACCGCUACAGUUCCGUGAUUGGAUAAAUCAGAUGCUGAAAGAUUGGGACUUUGAUAAUCUGUGUACCGCUCACAUUGGCGUUAAGUCUGGUGGAGCGCAUGCAGCUGUGGAGGAAUUGAUGAAAAAUUCGGAAAAGUUUUUCAUCGAUCUCAGUGAACGAAAUAAGAAGAAAAUUCCGCCAACAGUGGGCAAACAAGGCGAAUGGGUUUCGGGCAAUGAAUGUGGUUGAUCGAAUUGGGAAAUUAACUGAAAAUUCUUUUUCUGUUAAGUGUAGCUCUAGGGCUUUUGAGUUAAUAAUAAUGAUAAUUUAUUAUCGUGUUUUGUUU